Temnothorax curvispinosus is the source of this 8652-nucleotide messenger RNA. Its product is annotated as nephrin-like. Gene Ontology annotation, molecular function: protein binding. The transcript is spliced from 14 exons. Lineage: Eukaryota; Metazoa; Arthropoda; Insecta; Hymenoptera; Formicidae. Bases 2076 to 4625 code for a protein of 849 amino acids. The record is from RefSeq and is a predicted model, not a curated record.
GGUCGAGAACCACGUGUUCCCAGUGGCGUGUUACGUUGCGUCGCGAGGGGUGGCUGUCGCGCGUCUCUUCGUGCCACUUGCAAAUAAUCGAGGGAUAAUCCGGGAAAGGGAUAACCGACGGCAGCUCCGAAAAUCACACGUGCGCGACGUGUUGCAAAGUUUUCUCAGCGACGUCGCGGACGACACGCGUGGAACCUUGUCGAAUUUGACGCGCGACUCGCACAUGUCAGACUCCGUGAAACGGAUGUAAACAGGAAUAGGGUGAAAAAGGCAAUAAUUCACAUUUUCUUUUCUUCUUUCCGUGUUAAACGAAGUUCAUUGCAACGGACGCGUUCGCAGAAUUUUCAUCGACGGACAGGCAUAUUCAUUUCCCUAAUGUGCUUUUAAUCUUUUGACGUAUGUGCGAGCUGUAAUGUACUGGAUGCGAGCGACGAAAUGAUUUAUUGCAAAGGGAUGAAUGAAAAUUGUCACAAGAUUCUCUGGUUUGGUGUUCCACGUUUUGGAUGAUCUCUGAUCGAUAAAAAAAAUUCUGACUGUGUGAUCGGAUUCGUCGGUUUCUUCAAUCCUCUCUCGAAUCGAUUCCAGGUGGUUCGCAAUUAUUGCUGCCCCAACGUGAUUGCAGGCCUUUGCGUCCCCUAGGUCGUUACUUGGACCGAUUCCAGGAAAACCCCCAAAUCUGUGGUGGUCCGACGUGAUUGAACAUCUCCGCAGUCCUUCGGUUUUUAUAUACAUAUUGCGAUAGUUCGCCAUCGACAAACUCGUGUUCGGUGAGCCAGAAUUGUCCAAGUGAACCUUGAAUGUCUUUAAUCUCGUCAGAGUUAUUGUUAACGUUUAAAUAAAUCAUCUUCGCACAUUCUUGAAACGAUAAGCGUUUAUCCAGCGCGAAGAUCGUACGACGUACUUCUAAUUGUGGCUGAACACGAAGUGAUCAGACAUAAGAUCGUGUCGAUUUUGUAAUUAGCCUGGGUGGAUAAGAGCCGGGAGCCAGGAUCGUUAUUGCGAAAAGACAGUGUCGUGUUCCGUAACGCAAAUGAAAGUAAAACUUGGAGACGCGAUAAUAUCUACAUAAUGGACAAUUUAGCAUUAUAAAUCUGGAGACUGUUUGAUCGCAACUACGUUUAUAUCAACUGAUUCACUGUUUGUUGCUCGGGUUUGAAAAAUCAUCCGUCUUUGGCGGAUCGGUGGAGAACGUUCUUUAUAUCUUCCCUAGCUCCUCGUUCUUUCGACAACGAGUGGUGAACUGUUCCUCGAAUCAUUCCAACACCAUUGGGGAUCUCUGGUACCAUGGUGAACGUUUCGGGUUAUCGGCGGUGGCGGCGCCUGGAUAGACCGGAAGUGCAAGAGAUUUUCCACCGUCUCGGAGAUUACCGCGCUCGUACCGCGCUUUAAUAACGAACGAACAGUGGUGAAACGGGAAUCGAGGGAGGAAGGAAGGACAGAGGCGAGAGAGAGAAGGGAGGAUAAAAAAGAAGCGGUGCACGGCCAGAGAAUGCGCGGGUGCCGCAGGUGUUUUAAUUAAUGUUUAAUUAGAGACGAAAACAGGACGCACAGCAGCGGUGCCGCGGUGGUACCAAAAGCGCUUUAUUGCUGGUAGAUUGGCGACCGCGCGUCGGAGCCGGGAUAUUUGACAGAGUAGGCGACGGGGGAUGCGCCUUUUAAGUGGAUCGAAAGAAAACAUUUAUUAUCGGCUAUCUGUGUUGAUAUUUCGUCGCUGCGUGUCUUUCGUAGAAAUUUAAAAAAACGCGCGAGUGAGCGAAGCUAGUCGUGAACGUAGUGAUAAUCGCCAGUCGCGAGUACAGAUCGCCUCUUAUGACUCCAACUCGGACGAGAAGGGGAUGGUGCCGGUCGAGCUGAUGAUCGUGGCGUAAAUGCCCGUGAGUGAUUCCAUGACUAUUGAAAUGAUGACUUAACGUGGGUAGCAGGACGCGAACACAGUCGGCUCGUAGACGAGUUGACCGCAGAUCGGUUGUGCUGGAUCGGAGAGGAGAGAGGGAGAGAGUGCGUAUCCCCGCACACGGCAUCGUUACAUCGCAAUCUUUUCCGUCACCAGGAUUUGCGCGGAAUAACAAGAGAACAUGUGGAGUGUAGUGCUGUUGUUCCUCGGACUAAUGAAGGCUGCCUCGUAUGUUGCUGGGAGCGGUAUCACCGUCGACGAGAAAUCGGUUCCGUUGGUGAAUAUCAGCGUGGUCGAAGGGAGGCCUGCCGAAUUGCCGUGCGACAUAACUCCUCCCGGCGAAGACAUGCUGCACAUGGUUUUCUGGUUUAAAGACGAAGCCGGAGUACCAUUGUACACAAUUGACGCGCGAGAGAAGCCAGUGACGAAGGCGCAACACUCGUCAGACUCUGGGGUUUUCGGUCCACGCGCCUUUUUUCGAACGUCCUUUCCGAGCCCGGCGGUUCUGGUGAUCGACGAUAUAAAGCGACACGACGCUGCAACCUACAGAUGUAGAGUGGAUUUCCGGAAGGGCCAGACGCGCAGCUUCCGGUAUAACUUGACCGUGAUCGUUCCACCGGAGCAGCCAACCAUUUUGGAUCGAUGGGGCCGCAUCUUGAACGGCACAGCUGGCCCUUAUGAGGAAGGCGAUACACCCUAUCUCACGUGUCGCGUCACGGGUGGUAAGCCACAACCAAUGGUUAGAUGGCUCAUAAACGGCCGAGUGAAAGACGAGGAAUACGAAAAUAAUGCUGGAGAUGUAAUCGAGAAUAGAUUAACGCUACAGCCCAUCAAUCGCUCUGACCUCGGUUCAAACUUUACCUGCGAAGCGCGCAACACGGACUUGGUGGAUCCGAAGGAGACAUCGAUUUCCCUGGACCUCAAUUUGAAACCUUUAUCUGUGAUCAUAAGAAGACUGGGUAGGGAAGUAAUCGGCAACGAGUCCCUCCUAGCGGGGAAGCGGUAUGACGUGGAGUGCGAGACCGCUGGUUCAAGGCCACCUGCGGUGAUAACCUGGUACAAGGGUCGGAGAAGACAGCUGAAGCACACGACGGAGGAAAGAUCUGAGAAUCGAACCGUCAGCACGGUAGAGUUCGAGCCGGGUGUGGAGGAUGAUGGGAAAUCUAUCACCUGCCGAGCAGAGAAUCCAAACGUGACCGGACUCUUCGUCGAGAAGUCCUGGAAGAUCGACGUCGUAUAUCCGCCGAUAGUAUCGUUAAACCUCGGAUCGACCUUAAGCCCAGAGGACAUUAAAGAAGGGGAUGACGUAUACUUCGAGUGCCACAUUAGAGCCAACCCUUCUUGGUCCAAGCUCGUCUGGAUACAUGACAAUCAAAUCCUGGCGCAUAAUACGUCGGCGAGGAUUAUCUGGUCGAAUCAGAGCCUCGUCUUGCAAAGUGUAACAAGAAGCAGUGCUGGUCGCUACGUCUGCGCUGCAACGAACGCUCUGAACGAGACGCGCAGCGAGCCGCUGCACUUUCGAGUGAAAUUCGCGCCGGUGUGCAAGGAGGACCGAAUUAUAGUGGUCGGCGCAUCGCGAGGUGAGUCGCUUGACAUCGCCUGUAGGGUCGAGGCCGAUCCGCCGGCGCACAAUUUCCGGUGGAAAUUCAACAACAGCGGCGAGACCCUGGAGGUAGCACCUGCUAGAUUCUCCAUGGAGAAGUCGAGCGGCGUCAGCGUGCUGAGAUACACACCGUCCACCGAGCUGGAUUACGGUACCCUCUCGUGCUGGGCGGACAAUGUCGUCGGUACUCAGUCGAGACCGUGUCUUUUUCAGCUGGUAGCAGCCGGGAAACCGUUUCCGGUACGCAACUGCACCUUGGCGAAUCAGACGUAUACCAGCGUAGAGGUGAAAUGCGUGCCGGGAUACGACGGCGGGCUACCGCAGAAAUUCGUCCUGGAGGUUUAUCACGGCGACGUCGAUUACCUAGCCAGCAGCCAGCCCCUCUACAACGUCUCCAACCCGGACGAGCCGUCCUUUGCCCUCGCCGGGCUGGAGGCCUCGGUCGAGGCUGGGGUCCAUGUGGCGGUUUACGCGGUAAACGCCAAGGGUCGAAGUCAACCCGUCAUUCUCAGCGAGGUCACGUAUCGCGAUGCUGAAAAACGCACCGGUCAGGACGCCGGCAUCGUGUUGUCGCCGCUGAUAGGCGUCGUGGUUGGCGCCCUAGUGACUCUGGUGCUCAUCAUCCUGGUAGUGGUGGUCAGAGUACGUCGGGAGCGCGUAGCAAAACCGCGGCACGAGAAACCGGCGGAACUCAGCGAGUUACCGCCCCAACAAUACCCCUUGCAGAAUUCUCAGCAGACCGUGGAGACUGAUCCCGACGUGAUCCCGAACAAGUUCGAGGGUAACCUCGUGGAGGUUAGCCCACCGAGUUAUCCAGGCGGUUAUCCCCCGGGACACUGGGUCACGCCCGGACCUACGCCAAGCAUAGACGAGCUCUGCCACAAGUUCACGGGGAGGCCGACCGAGCUGAGGUUACCGUCGAGGAGCACGAUACCGAGCCUGCCAGGGAUGCCGGGAAUGCCGGUGACGGGGGUGAUGGUGGGUGCUGGCCAGGGCGUCGUAAUCGGUGGCGCCCAAGGCGUCGUCGUGGGCGGCGGACAGGGUGUCGUCGUGGCCGGCGAAUGCCUCGACGGCGAGGCGAUCAAACGAAGACUGAUGGCGAACAGGCUGCCGGAAAGCUGCGUCUAGAAGCUCGACUCGUCCGCAGCUGACAUGGGGUACCAUCGUCAUCGCCGUCGUUGUCGUCGUCCCGACAGCGAUCAAGAAUAAACGACUACCGCGUGCGGCGCGAUCGAAGAUCGGAGGCCGGCACGAGAUCCCAGCGAGAGGCGAGGCUCGAACGUGCUCGAGAGUACUCGUUGCGUAUCUAAGAACGAUUUCGAGGUCCCGCUUCCCGAGAAAGCGUUUGCGUUGUCCGUUUUCGUGACAGCCGCCUGUUAGCUUUAACGUGUUUGCUAACGAUCUCCAGCGCGAUCGACUCGUUCGGCGAUACGAGGAAAGGACUCGCUACAGCGGGGUAGUUGGAGCGAUCGAUCCCGGGCGAUAGGAUGCCCUGGACGCCCGGGAUACGUUACGUGUCGGGGUCGGGGAUCGACAUUAUGUCUCGCGAACAAUUGAUUUCGCUCGAGUCCGAUCAGUCCGGUGCCGUCCGAUCCGAUUUUCCGAUUCGAGGCGACGCGCGACGGCGACGGAAGGGCGAGUUCUCGUGGUAUCGGGCGUCGGGCAUAGUACCGAGUCCCGAGUCCACGUCCGCGAAAUUAAGAGAGACACCGUCCGUCGCGAUUGUUUCCGAAACACGAUCGCCGCGCCAGUUUCUCCCUCGGGGAGCGGGAGAAAGGGGCGGAGGUAUGCGAAGAAGUUAACCGAAAACUCGUCCAAGUUUCUUCACCCCGCCUCGUCAGGUAUUGCGAAGUUCUAACAUUCUGUUUUCGGUCGUCGACUUAACCGUCUUUGCCCUCCUUUUUGUUCCAAACCGGGAUGAUCUUCGACGGUGUGUCUUCUCGAAUAUUUCUCCAAGUUCGCUUCUCUCCUUUAUGGCGGUCGCGGAUCGCGGACCUUAAAGAGAGAACGGAAAAUCGAAUCGCGAGUUGCUCGAACGAGAGCUGCUCGGAUUGAACACCGAAUUUAAAAUACGUUUUCAAGAAGUAUCUCGACGGAAGAACAUCAAAAUCCAACCCUUUUAUUCCAACCACACUUUUGGAAUUUUCUCCAACAGAAUCAAUUUUUAUUUCAUGUACGGUGCAAAAAUAAUUCUACUUUUUUUUCUUCUUUUCAUUUCCAGCCAAUUAAGUACAUUUAUUUUACUAAAUGUUUUUUGACCUCGGAUAAUUUUUCUCCGGCCGCAUUAAUCGUUUGUUCGAUCCUUCGUUCGUUAUUAUUCCUUUUGUCUUCUUUUUUUUUUAUUUCUUAUAUAUAUCUUCCCGUGAAACCGCGAAACCGCUAGCAUCUCGCGACGUCCCUAAAUAAAUCCGAAUCCUUAUACCAACGAAACGUUGGUCCGGAAGCAUCAGGCCGUGAAACACGAGAAAAGAUAAAAGGCUCUCGAACGAACCCCUUUUCCGAUGGCUCGAAUGAAGACGAAUGGAGGAACCGCGCGAAAAUAUACCGGGGAUAGAGGAGGAACCGAGGAGAAGUCGAGAGGAGGGUGAGAGGAGGGCGGGAGGGAAACGCGGACUGAAAAGAAGAAAGGGAAUGCUCGAUGCCACUUUGGCGUGUAGUUUGAAGGCGUGAAAUGCGGUUUUAAGGUUGAACGAUCAGCUCCGAUAUCGCGAUAAAGCGAGAGGAAGGGGAUGGGAAACGAGGCGGGCGUCGAUAUCCUGUUUAAAUUCUCCGAAUUCGAUAUUUUUGGGCACAACUUUCACACAUCGCGGUACCGAUAGUACCGAGCGAAUGCGGUCGAUGAUAUUUACGUUCGCGCGAUAUUGCGUAUGUGAAUAAUGAUAACGAUAUAUUAAAAUUCAAGAAAAUCCUUGAGAUGAAAGUAAAGCGCUCGUGAAUUGUCUACAUAUCGAACGCGUCUACAUAUCGAAUUUUGAGAUCGUAUCGAUCGCGUAGUCUCACUGCCAGUUUAAUUUUUACGAUCUCGAAUAGAAAGAAAUAAAUUAACGGGCAGUUGAGAGAAGAGGCAACCCUCUUGUCCCAUCUCGAGAGAGAUGAAAAACCGAACUACGCCGAGCCGCGUAACGUACAAAGUGAAAACGAUUCUUACGGAAACAAGACCAGGCGCACAUUACACUCUAUUGGUAAUUGUGAUAGAGCAUUUAUAAAUUUUUCUACCGCUGAUAUGAGUUUUCUGUACUGCCCGCUGAAUGAUAAAAAAUACUGUUAUUACGAGACUUGAACACUCUCAAACACGUUCUAAAAAGCAUUCUCACCGGAGUGUGUGCGUGUGUGUGUGUAUGCGUAUGUGUAAAUAUAUACAUAGUUUUAAUGAAUCCUUUAAAUCGUUAUUCGCGUUCGAUUCGCGACGAGAGAGAGAGAGAGAGAGAGAAAUUGAAAGAGACACGGUGCCGUAGCAUUCGCGACAUUCUAUGCGUUCUCGCGCGCGAAGAGAGCUUCACUUUGUAAGGUUUUGCAAAAACUGGUCUUCCACGUGACACUUCGCGACGAAGUCGUGAAACUUCUACGGCGAGAAUGGAACUAACGAAUCGACGAAAAGCGUAUCCCUAAUGGAAACGAUAUAACGCGAACUUUACCUGUGGAAAAGUUUGCGCUCGCUUCGGAUGAUCGAUAGACUCGUAAUGUGUAAAAAGAAAACGAAAAAGAAAACAGAAAAAAAAGAAAAAGAGAGAGGAAGAGAGUGACGGACCGAGGAAUGAAUAACGAGUGUCGCGUCGGCGACGCGAAAUAGUCGGUUACGGAAUACAGGAAGCGAAUAACGUCGAAUCAAUCGUCGAGUGCCUGUGUUUCGAUGUGUAUAAAGAGAUAAUGGUCAAAUACGAUGGUUGCUCGUUAACUAAUGUAUCGCUGUAUAUAUUAUAUCACGGGAGAGUCUAACGAUAGAUUGACGACGUUCACGUUUUCGAGAGGAAGAGAUAAGUUGGGCGAAACGACUUGUCGAGCGUCUCGUUUAACUUUCCGUCGCCUGCCCGCGCGAGGGCGGAAUUGUUUUUAUCGGCGUUUAUGUUUGACACGAAAACGCUCGACAACGCGCUUCACCGAGAUCUUUUAAAUUCACUGCCCACCGUACAAUCGCUUCGUCGCGUCGCGAUUUUUCGACGAUGCCAAGACCGGAUUUUGGUGUGCAUAUAGACGUUGAAAGAUAAAUUUUUUAAUUCUCUUAACACUUUUAUGGCGAAUAAAACGUAGCUUCGUUAUUUCUCUGUCGCACAAUUGUUCUCCCUUGUCAAGAAAACAAAGAAUCCUGUUUUAUUUUAUUUUAUUUUAUUUUAUUUUAUUUUCUAGGCGUUCGAUAAUUUUGAAGAUUUUAAUAAUUGAUGCUGAACUUUUUACGUAAUCUCUUUCUUAACCAGUUUGUGACAAUCCCUUGAAUCUAUCCAGACAGCACGCAUAUCUAAAAGAUAUCUUUUCGACGCGUUUAAAUCUCUUUUAGAUGUCUUUUAGACAUACGUGCUGUCUGGGUAGCAAUCGUUAUCUAACGAUCGUCGAAAAAUUAUCGAGAGCGGUCGAUCCAACGGCACAUAUCUUUCACGUCCACGCGAAUUUGUUCCAAGUUUAUGAAUGUGAGAGAGAGAGAGAGAGAGAGAGAGAUGAUGAUGGAGGUGACGCAUUAAAGCAGACCGAGAGAGUUAGAAUAAGACAAAGUACUACUGCUCGUAUUCAUUUUGUAAAAGUGGAGAAUGUCGGAGAUAUAUCAAUCUUUUUCACACACAUGCGCAAGGAUCUUAUUCAGCGAGCGUGUUGCGAGAAGGAUCGCACGAAAGUAGAUACCGAAAGUCACGUUCUCGGUUGACGUGACCCAACAAUCAAGCGCAAAGAAGAGAACAAAAAAGAAGAAAAGUAACAGUAGCGAGUAAUGUGACUGUACAUAAUCAACUGUACGUAACGACGCGAGAGAGUCCAUGUAAUCGAUCGGCGGUCGUAAGCCCGAACCUCAAGUUCACUGUAUAGGUGAUUUCAUAUCAGACACAUCUCAACCCUCGGAAUCCUCCCUUGCUCCCUUCCUCCCUUGUCCGUCACCCCCGACCCGAUAUCGUUUAACUAACUCGUAUGUAUAUACUACACCAUGUUUUGAUCUGAAUAAACUGUUUAAUUG